Molecule: messenger RNA, 1584 nt
Organism: Purpureocillium lilacinum
Lineage: Eukaryota; Fungi; Ascomycota; Sordariomycetes; Hypocreales; Ophiocordycipitaceae
Product: galactokinase
Biological process (GO): galactose metabolic process; carbohydrate phosphorylation
Cellular component (GO): cytosol; cytoplasm
Molecular function (GO): galactokinase activity; ATP binding
Source: RefSeq, a predicted model, not a curated record
AUGUCUGGUCCCGUCCCCGUUGCCGGCGCCCUCGCCGACAUCUACCCGGCGCCCGCCGUCGCCCACGAGGCCCCGCGAUGGAACCACCUCCUCGCCACCUUUGAGGCCGUCUACGGCCACCGCGCCGACUUCGUCUCGCGCUCCCCCGGCCGCGUCAACAUCAUCGGCGAGCACAUCGACUACUCCCUCUACUCGGUCCUGCCCAUGGCCAUCACCUUCGACGCCCUCUUUGCCGUCAGCGCGAGCCCCGUUGCCGACGGCGCCACAUCCUUCACCAUCCGCAUCGCCAACGUCGAGGGCGACAAGUUUCCAGCCCGAGAGUUCUCCGUGCCGCUCGCUGGCCCCGUCGAAAUCGACGCCACCCAGUUCGAAUGGACAAACUACUUCAAGUGCGGCCUGCGCGGCGCCCUCGAGCUGCUGCACAAGAAGAAGGGCCCCGGCUGCCGCCCUUGCAACAUGGAGGUCCUCAUGGACGGUAACGUCCCCGUCGGCGGCGGCCUGAGCUCCAGCGCCGCCUUUGUGAGCGCCACCGCCCUCGCCGUCAUGAUCGCCAAUGGCGAGAAGACGGUCGACAAGACGGAGCUGACCGAGCUCGCCAUUGUGAGCGAGCGCGCCGUCGGCGUCAACUCUGGCGGCAUGGAUCAGUCCGCCUCCGUCUUCUCCGAGCCCGGGUCCGCCCUCUUCGUCUCCUUCAGCCCGCGCCUAGAGGCACGACCGGUGCAGUUCCCCCCGACGAACCCCGAGCUGUGCUUCGUCAUCGCCCAGAGCUUCGUCGAGUCCAACAAGCAGGUCACCGGCCCCAUCCACUACAACCUUCGUGUCGUCGAGGUCACGCUCGCGGCCGCCUACCUCAACGCCGUCCUGAACCCACCCGGCACCCAGCUGCCCGCCGACGCCGGCUCGCUGGGCACCAGCCUCCGCGGCUUCCACGACACUUACUUUUACCACCAGAACGCCUCCGACUACAGUGCCGUCAAGAGCAUCACUCAGGAGGAGGAGCUCCAGAAGCUCGUCGAGCUGACCAAGGAGAAGCUCACCCAGGAGGAGGGAUACACCCGCGAGGAGAUUGCCAAGGUGCUCAACCUGUCGACGGCCGAGUUCGAGAAGCGCUUCCUGUCGAGCUUCCCUGUGCGCGCCGAGCGCUUCAAGCUGCGCCAGCGUGCCCUUCACGUCUUCACCGAGGCGCUGCGCGUUCUCAAGUUCAUCACGCUCCUGGAACGGCCGCUCCACACCGGACGGUCCGACACGACCCCCUUCAACGAGGAGCUCGGCGCUCUCAUGAAUGCGACACAGGACUCGUGCCGCGACCUCUACGAGUGCAGCUGCCCCGAACUUGACCAGAUCUGCAGAAUAGCCCGCGCUGCGGGUGCCUACGGCAGCAGACUGACAGGCGCUGGCUGGGGCGGCUGCAGCGUCCAUCUCGUCCCCGCGAACAAGGUCGCCGACGUGAAAGCGGCCCUGGAGCGGGAGUACUACGCCAACAAGGAUUUGACCGACGAGCAGCGCGAAAACGCCGUCGUCGUCAGUCGACCAGCGGGCGGUAGUGCCAUUUACCGCGUCGACGGGGCGACUGUCAAGAGCUGA